GAUCGCAGGAGGAGCCCUCAAGAUGCUGGUGAUCGAGGACAAGGCCGGCGCCAUCGCGCUGAUGCUGGCGUCGCUCCUGUUCCUGGGCACCUGGCCGGUGCUGACGCUGCUGGAGCGCCGUGGCCGGCUGCCGCAGCACACCUACCUGGACUACUCCCUCACCAACUUCCUCGCCGCCGUGCUCAUCGCGCUCACCUUCGGCCAGCUCGGGGGCGGCAAGCCCAACUUCAUCCCGCAGCUAAGCCAGGACAACUGGCCUUCGGUGCUGUUCGCCAUGGCCGGAGGCGUGGCGCUCAGCGUUGGGAACCUGUCGACGCAGUAUGCCUGGGCCUAUGUGGGUCUGUCAGUGACUGAGGUCAUCAGCUGCAGCAUGGUGGUAGUGAUAGGCACGACGAUGAACUACUUCCUGGACAACCGCAUCAACAGGGCAGAGAUACUCUUCCCUGGUGUGGCGUGCUUCCUUGUUGCCGUCAUCCUCGGCUCCGCUGUCCAUGCCUCCAAUGCAGCUGACAACGAGGAAAAACUUAGGGCAAGUGAAAAUGCUCCCAAGGACUUGGAGAAUGGAGCCUCUGGAACUAAGCAUGUCACCAAAGCUGAGGCAGGCACUGCAGAAUUCCUCAUCGAGCUCGAAGAGCGGCGUUCCAUCAAGGUAUCCAGGUCAAGCACCUUCUUCGGGCUUGGUAUAGUGUUCUUCUCCGGCGUGUGCCUGUCGCUCUUCUCCCCGGCGUUCAACCUUGCCACCAACGACCAGUGGGACGCCCUCCCCGCCGGCGUGCCGCACCUGGCGGUCUACACCGCCUUCUUCUACUUCUCCAUCUCCUGCUUCGUCAUCAACGUCGUCCUCAACAUCCUGCUCCUCUACCGGCCGAUGGCCGGCGCGCCCAAGUCCUCCUUCAGGGCCUACAUCAACGAUUGGAAAGGCCGGCAGUGGGCCCUCCUCGCCGGCCUGAUCGGUGGCUUCGGAAAUGGGCUCCAGUUCAUGGGCGGCCAGGCUGCUGGCUACGCUGCUGCUGAUGCUGUUCAGGCAUUGCCGCUUGUGAGCACGUUCUGGGGCGUCGUUCUGUUCGGAGAGUACCGGAGGUCGUCGCGGAGGACUUACAUCCUGCUCGGGUUCAUGCUGUUCAUGUUCAUCACUGCCGUCGCGGUGCUCAUGGCUUCGUCAGGUCACAGGGGCAACGAGUGAUCACCCCUUAUGCUUCUCAAAUGAUGUUCAUCUUCUGUUUGCAAGCGCCAAACCACCCUUGCCGUCAGGAUGCAAAGAAAUUCAGGCAACAAGGCAAGGGCGCUGCUUCAGGAACCAACAAGGGGGAUUCCAUUCAUGAGAUUUAAAAUAAAAUGGAGAUGUAAAUAAAAAUGCUUGUGGUGCGAUUCCAUGAUAACUUAAAAAGUAUAGAACUAUAUGUAUGAUAGUUUUUUUUUUCUGUUCUUUCCAAAGAAUAUUUGCGGCAGAAAGGAUAGCAACUGAAAAUUGUUCAAGAAGUUUCUCAAUAAGCUUCUCAGACUUGUUGCGUUCAUCAUGCAA
Molecule: messenger RNA, 1522 nt
Organism: Setaria italica (foxtail millet)
Lineage: Eukaryota; Viridiplantae; Streptophyta; Magnoliopsida; Poales; Poaceae
Product: ureide permease 2-like
Biological process (GO): nitrogen compound transport
Cellular component (GO): membrane
Molecular function (GO): uracil:monoatomic cation symporter activity; allantoin:proton symporter activity
Source: RefSeq, a predicted model, not a curated record